Molecule: messenger RNA, 2448 nt
Organism: Micromonas commoda
Lineage: Eukaryota; Viridiplantae; Chlorophyta; Mamiellophyceae; Mamiellales; Mamiellaceae
Gene: PUL1
Product: glycoside hydrolase family 13 protein
Exons: 1
Coding region: 1-2445 (814 amino acids)
Biological process (GO): carbohydrate metabolic process
Molecular function (GO): pullulanase activity
Source: RefSeq, a predicted model, not a curated record
AUGCUGAAGUGUCAGCUGGCGGUGACGGCGCACGACGCGGACGGGCGGCUCCGUGACGCCACGUCGGUGCAGUCGCACGGCGCGCUCGACGACGUCUUUGGCGGGUACGAGGGCGAACUCGGAUGCGUCGUCGACGGCGCAGCCGGAAAUGUCCGGGUUUCGCUGUGGGCGCCCAACGCGAGGCGCGUGACGCUCCUGUUGCACCGCGGGCCGAGAGGGGGCGACGAUGAAUGCGUUCGGGUGGAGAUGCGGGAGGGCGAGCGCGACGGCGUGUGGCGCGCGUCGGUGGGAGCCGAGUGGGUGGGCGGGUAUUAUCGGUACGAGAUCGAGACGUAUCACCCGUGGGGCGGCGGCGCGCCGGACGGGGGCCUCGGUUCGAUCGUCACGAGCGUCGUCACCGAUCCGUACUCGCGGUCGCUCAGCGCGGACGGCGAGCGCACGCACGUGUGCGACGUGCGUAACGCGCCGGAGCUCAAACCCGCGGGGUGGGACUCGCUUCGCAAGCCGAAACCGCCGGGGGGCGGCGACGUGUUCGAGCCCACGGACAUGGCCAUCUACGAGCUUCACGUCAGGGACUUUUCCGCCCUGGACGAGUCCACGCCCGCGCAUGCGCGGGGCAAGUACGUCGCGUUCACGUGCGAGGGAACCACGCCGGUGAGGCACCUGGAAAAGCUCGCCAAGGCGGGUCUGACGCACGUGCACCUCCUGCCGUCGUACGAUUUCGGGUCGGUUCCGGAACGAGUCGAAAACCAGGCAAACGUCGACCACGGGUGGCUCGCGUCCCUUCCGUCCAACUCCGACGAGCAGCAGGCGGCGAUAUCGUCCAUCGCCAACGACGACGCGUUCAACUGGGGAUACGAUCCGGUGCACUACGGAGUCCCCGAGGGAUCUUACGCCACGGAUCCGGACGGCGGCGCGAGGAUCGUCGAGUAUCGCGCCAUGGUGGCGGGUUUGGCUAAGAUGGGCCUGCGAACCGUGUGCGACGUGGUGUACAAUCACACGCUGAGCGCGGGUCCGCACGACGGCAGGUCGGUGCUCGAUAAGUGCGUCCCCGGGUAUUACCACAGGCGAAACUUGGACGGAUUCUAUGAAAACUCCACGUGCUGCAACAACACCGCUUCGGAGAACAGCAUGAUGGAGCGUCUGAUCGUCGACGACCUGGUGCACUGGGCCGUGGAUUACAAGAUCGACGGGUUCAGGUUCGACCUGAUGGGCCACAUCAUGCUGAGGACCAUUUUAAGGGCGAGGGACGCGCUCGCGGCGCUCACGGUGGAAAAGGAGGGCGUCGACGGGCGGAGCAUCUACCUGUACGGCGAGGGUUGGGAUUACGCCGAGGUGGAACGCAAUCGCGUGGGAAAGAACGCGAGCCAGCUGAACUUGGCGGGGACCGGCGUCGGGUCCUUCAACGACAGGCUCCGCGAGGGCAUCAUGGGCGGCUCACCCUUUGGCGAUCCGCGCGUCCAAGGCGUCCUCACCGGGUUAUAUUUCGCCCCCAACGGGUUCAUCGACCAGGGCACGGCGGAUAACCAGAGGAACAGGGUCAUGGAGGACUGCGAGAAGGUCAUCGCGGCCAUGGCCGGAAACCUAAAGGAGUACCGGUUCGUGAACCGCAAGGGGUUCAGCACCCCGGGCAAGGAUGCCGCGUGGGUGGGGAGCAACGUCGGGUACGCGGCUGAGCCUCGCGAGACGGUCAACUACGUGAGCGCGCACGACAACGAGACCUUGUUCGACGGCAUCAUGCUGCGAAGCGCGCCGGACGUUCCCCUCGCCGUGCGGUGCAGGCUCAACCGCAUCGCCGUCGCCGUCGUCGCGUUCUCGCAGGGGGUCCCGUUCUUCCACGCCGGCGACGAGAUUCUCCGAUCCAAGUCCCUCGACCGGGAUUCGUACAACAGCGGCGACUGGUUCAACAGGCUGGACUACACCGGCGAGACGCACAAUUUCGGCAUCGGGCUCCCCGGACGCGACAAGAACGGCGAUCGGUACGGGUACAUCGGCCACCUGCUCGGGGAUUUGUCGCUGAGGCCCGGGGUGGACGAGAUUUCGAGGUCGGACGCUCACAUGCGCGAGUGCCUGGCAAUUCGAAGGUCGUCGCCGCUGUUUCGGCUCAGAACCGCCGCCGACGUCGAUCGAAGGGUCACGUUCUACAACGUCGGUCCAACGCAGGAACCCGGGGUGAUCGCGAUGAUGGUCAGGGACGCGCCGGGAGGCCACCCCGAACAGCUCUGCGAGAGGUUCCAGAAGGUGUUGGUCUGCGUCAACGUGACGGGCCACGCGGUGACGGUGAAGGAUGAGCAGCUCGGUUUGGACAUUUACGGGUGCUCCCUCGAGACACACCCGCUGCAGGGAAUGGUGUGCCCGGACGAGUACCUGGCGUCGGCGACGUGCGUUGGGGGGGCGCCGACGGUGCCGCCGCACUCGGUGGUCGUGUUUGUCGAGCGGCGAUGAUGA